GCUCGACCGGGCUAGGCUGUGGCGAGCAUGUCUGGUCGUGACUGGCUCUGCGGGGCUGGGUCUGACUGUUUCUGGGUGACCAGGUGGCUGUAGCCUGGUGUUCUGCCGUGGCUGUCCCUGUGGACCCGGGUCUGAUUGUACCUGGCCGUGUGGCGAGCUGCCAAAGAGGACGUGACUUGGUGAUGGAGGCUUUGCUGGAGAGAAUGCAAAAACAAGGGCAUGGAGGCAAGCUGUCUUCCUGCCAGCAGAGGGUUCUUGACGUCCUGCGAGGCAGAGCUGCAGGAGCUGAUGAAACAGAUCGAUAUCAUGGUGGCUCAUAAGAAGUCUGAAUGGGAAGGGCAGACCCAGGCUCUGGAGACCUGCUUACAGAUCCGAGAUCACGAGCUUUCCUCUGUCAAGACUCUGUUGGAUGAGAAACGCAAGGAGGUCGGUAGGUUGCGCCAGCAGUUAGAACACAUGGAGCAAGACAAACAAGGCAUGGCUGUAGAGUAUGAACAGCAGCUGAAGAAGUUUCAAGAAGAGCUAGGCAGGCUGAAAAGAAGCUAUGAGAAGCUGCAGAAGAAACAACUGAAAGAAGCUAGGGAGGGUCCCAAGCGCCAAGGGGAUGACCGGUCCGAAGUGAGCAGAUUGACUAAGAAGAUAGAGGAGUUCCGUCAGAAAUCUCUAGACUGGGAGAAGCAGCGGUUGCUUUACCAGCAGCAGGUGGCGUCACUGGAGGCCCAGAGGAAGGCUUUGGCUGAGCAGUCUGAGCUCAUUCAGCAGACUCAGCUCACCAAUCGAAAGCAGGUGCUGGAAUCUGUGCAACUGGCCAGCCAAUCGGAAAUCCAGCAUUUAGCCAGCAAGCUGGAGCGAGCCAAUGAUACCAUUUGUGCCAAUGAGUUGGAGGUGGAGAGGCUUAACAUGAGAGUGGAUGACUUGACUGGAGCCAGUCAGAAGAUUCUGGAGGAUCACCAAAGAGUGCAAGAAGAGCUGGGGCAUUCUAAGAAAAUGCUGGAGGUAUUACAGGAGGAGAAGUUGGAGCUGAGAGUCACUCUGCAGUCACAGGAGGAUUUCAUUAAGAGCUCAAAGAUGCAUCAGGAGCAGUUACAGAAGGAGCUGGCCAGCAUAACUGAAACCCUGCACAGCAAGGAGCUCCUUAUCAGGUCACUGGAAGAACACCUGCAUGAGAAACAGCUGUCACAAGAGUUCCCAGAGCUGGAGCACGUACUCCUGCAGUUGGAUCUUGCACAGAAGAAUGAAAAGAACCUACAGUCAGAGGUGGCUCGUCUUGAGGGCAGCCUGGGAGCCAUAAAUGCCAGGUGUAUACAGCUGAGCAAGGAGCUGAUGGAGAAGUGCAAAGAGCUGCGGGUGAUGGAAGAACACCACUGCCAGGCCAAGGCUGAGAUUAAGAAGCUGAAGGAGCAGCUGUCUCAGGCUGAACAAACUCAUAACAGUGAGCUAGAAGGGAUGAAAAAGGAGAUCUCCCAGCUGACUCAGGCACUGCACCAGCGUGACAUUGCUAUCGCCUCGGCCAGCGGGUCCACUUCUGACAUGGAGCAACGAAUGAGAAUGGAGAUUGAAAGGCUAGAGAGGAAAGCUGUGGAGCACAGGGUGAUUCUGGUUCAGUUGGAAACCCUGAGGCUGGAGAACCGUCACCUCUCUGAGAUGUUGCAGAAGGUGGAGUCUAGUGUGUUGGGGGCAAAAGAUGUCCCUGUAGCAGACAUCCAAGAAAGCUACACCACAGCACUAAAUAAAUUAGAGGCUGAGAAUCAGCAACUACAGAAGGAUCUGGCAGAGACUAAAGCUAAGUUAGAGUUCUCCACUCAGAUCUGCCGGGACAAGUGUGAGAGCAUCAUGCAGCAAAUGCAAAGCAAAGUGACUGAGAUCAAGGAUACAGAAAGCAGAAGAACCCAGGAGCUGCAGCACAAACACGAGGAAGAAAGAAGGAAACUGCAGGCCAGGCUUGAAAAGACCAUUCAGCACUACAAAGGGGAGAUCCAGACUCUGAAAGCCCAGCAUGUGUCACCUGGGAUGGGCGCUGUGUCUGGUGCAGCAGGUGGACUGAGCCCCCACAUCAGCAGGAGCAGCUCUAAGGAAUCCCUGUCCUCUGACUCACUGCUGGGAGCAGACCCUUUGCCCCCUGCGCUGGAUGGAAAACAAGAUUUCACUGAUGAUGCAUCCAGGGAGUCAGUCUCCAGUCAACAGAGAGAAGUUGUGCCCUUGUGCCCCCUGCCUACAGCUCCAAUUGGCUCAAUAGCAGCAAGGUUUUUGGAGGAGGAGGAAGUGAGAUCUCAGCAUAUCCUGGAACGCUUAGAUGCUCACAUUGAGGAACUGAAAAGGGAGAGCGAAAGGACAGUGAAACAGUUCACACGCCAGAAGUAACAGCUCUUCAAGGUCUCUGGAUUUGAAGACUGGUUUAACUAAACCACAUCAAACUGAGGGGGAAGGUACUCAUGAGCCUAAUAUAACUCAGAGCUUGCAGGAGAGAUGUCCCCUCAUUCCCCAAGCUGAAUUAGCAGUGUGGAAAACAAGGAAAUCAUGCUCGUCUCUGGAGCAAAACACUUUGCCUGGCGGGAGUGAUUGUGCUGGUGAAAGUACAUCUCCAUCUGAAACACUGGCCCAGGAGGCUAGAGGUCUCUGUUCCAGGAGAGUGUGUGUGUGUUCACUGCCAUGGAGAUUGUGAUGUCUUCCCGGAGUAAAUUCCAGUAUAAACUAUUUAUUGAAAAUUAUUUUUUAUCUGUAAAAAGGAUAAAUAAAAGCAAAAGCGGA
Mauremys reevesii (Reeves's turtle) is the source of this 2748-nucleotide messenger RNA. RefSeq names its product centrosomal protein 63 (gene CEP63). The transcript is spliced from 15 exons. The coding region runs from base 220 to 2361 and encodes 713 amino acids. Gene Ontology annotation, biological process: centriole replication; de novo centriole assembly involved in multi-ciliated epithelial cell differentiation. NCBI's taxonomy places the organism in Eukaryota, Metazoa, Chordata, Testudines, Geoemydidae. The record is from RefSeq and is a predicted model, not a curated record. Gene Ontology annotation, cellular component: centriole.